Elaeis guineensis (African oil palm) is the source of this 4632-nucleotide messenger RNA. RefSeq names its product ABC transporter G family member 45. Gene Ontology annotation, cellular component: membrane. Lineage: Eukaryota; Viridiplantae; Streptophyta; Magnoliopsida; Arecales; Arecaceae. Gene Ontology annotation, molecular function: ATP binding; ABC-type transporter activity; ATP hydrolysis activity. The record is from RefSeq and is a predicted model, not a curated record.
CUUUUUAGUCUCCCAACAGUAACGAUCGAGCGGUCUCUCCCUUAUUAUAUAAAGACUUGGAGUCCCAGAAGAUCUCCAGCGAGAGAGUCCUCUUCUAGUUAUAUCAAAAGACUGCAUUGUGUUUGGAGUUCCAAAGGAACUCUUAGCGUCACCAUUGCCGCGACUCGUGAGAAAGGACUCCAACUAACACUUGGCCUCAUCGGCACUGCAUGCAACCUUAGAGUUUGCUAUAUAUAUACCCUUCUAGUUUAGUUUAAGGAGAAGGAAGGAUCGAGGAGGAAGAAGUAAGAAUAUUCCCAAGCUCCAUGGAGAGGACAGAGGAGCCUCCAUUGACUCAUGCCGAAAACGAGGAAUUCCUUCGGAUUCUAAGAGAGAGGAUGAUAGAGUUAGGCGUUCAAGUUCCAAAAAUGGAGAUCCGGUUCGAGAACAUGUUCGUCGAGGCCAACGUGCAGGCACGCCGGCAUGCCCUUCCGACGCUGUUCAACACUGUCGUCAAAAGUAUGCAGGAAAUGAUGGGAUUUUUGAACUUCAGCCCUGCAAAGAAAAAAUCUAUCAAACUUCUCAAUGGAGUGAAGGGGUUGAUAAGGCCAUCAAGGAUGACACUUGUUCUUGGGCCACCAGGAUCAGGAAAGUCAACAUUAUUGAGAGCUUUGUCAGGAAAUUUGGAUCCCACCCUAAAAUUCACUGGAAGAGUCACGUAUAAUGGUGAAGAACUUAGUCCUUCCACUCCUCAAUGUGUUUGUGCAUAUGUUAGCCAACAUGACCUCCAUCAUGCCGAGAUGACUGUGAGGGAGACGUUAGACUUCUCUGGACGCAUGUUUGGAACCAGUAAAAUAUUUGAGAUGUUGGGGGAAGCAUUUGAAAGGAAGAAUAAUACCAUCAAAAACAAACUAGAUUUGGAGACAGAUGCCAUCAUAAAGGCCACCACUUGUGGAGAAAGCAAAAACCCUACAACAAAUUAUAUCAUCAAGAUGCUUGGCUUAUAUGAGUGUGCCGAUACCAUAAUAGGAGAUGAGAUGAGAAGAGGGGUUUCUGGUGGGCAAAAGAAAAGAGUGACCAUUGGAGAGAUGCUAGUUGGCCUUGCAAGAAGCUUCUUUAUGGAUGACAUAUCGACUGGAUUAGAUAGCUCAACCACCUUUGAGAUUAUCAAGUUUCUCAGGCAAAUGGCACAUUUAAUGGAUCUUACCAUAGUCAUUUCCUUGCUUCAACCGCCACCUGAGACAUUUGAAUUAUUUGACGAUAUCAUCCUUUUAUGUGAGGGACAAAUUGCUUAUCAAGGGCCUCGGGAGAAUGUUCUUGAAUUUUUUGAGUUAAUGGGUUUUAAAUGCCCAGAAAGGAAGAAUAUAGCAGACUUUCUUCAAGAGGUCACUUCAAGAAUGGAUCAAGGACAAUAUUGGGCUGGUAAUCAAAGGGAAUACCGAUACCUUUCAGUUGGCAAAUUUGUAGAAUCUUUUCAUUCUUCUCAUCUGGGUCAACUUCUAGAGAAGGAGCUCUCCAAACCAAGUGAUUUUGCCAAGAGCAAUUCAUCAACUAAAAUUAACGACAGCCAUAAAAUCUCAAAGUGGGAGGUUUUCAAGGCAUGCUUCUCAAGGGAACUUUUACUCUUAAAGAGGAAUUUCCCAGUGCACUUAUUCAAGAUCAUACAGAUAACACUGUUGGCAAUUGUGAUCAUGACACUUUUCCUCCGAACAGAAAUGAAUCACAAUUCAAUCAUGGAUGGGAACAAGUUUCUUGGAGCUGUCUUCAUUGGUGUGGUAAUAGUGAAGUUCAAUGGCAUGACUGAGCUGGCAAUGACAAUAAGGAGACUUCCCAUUUUCUACAAGCAGAGAGAAUUGUUACAAUUGCCUGGGUGGGCUAUCCUUCUUUCAAUUUUCAUCCUUAGUCUCCCAAUGUCACUGGUAGAGACAGGCAUAUGGACCGGCUUAACAUACUUUGUUAUUGGCUUUGCACCUUCAGCAGUUAGGUUUUUUCAGCAGUUUCUAUCACUUUUCUGUGUGCAUCAGAUGUCAAUGAGCCUCUUCCGUUUUAUUGCUGUAUUGGGAAGAACACAAGUAAUGGCAAACACCCUAGGAUCUGCAACUCUUAUUGCAGUAUAUAUACUCGGAGGGUUUGUUGUAUCAAAAGACAAUAUCCAACCAUGGCUGCUUUGGGGAUACUGGGCCUCUCCCUUGACCUAUGGACAGAAUGCAGUAGCACUCAAUGAAUUUCUUGAUAAAAGAUGGAGCACGAAAAUACAUUAUGAGUACAUUGAUGCUGACACUGUUGGAAAGGCUGUCCUCAAAUUGAGAGGGAUGCCCACAGAAUGGCAUUGGUUCUGGAUAUGUGUAGCAGUUUUGCUCAGCUUCUCUCUUUUCUUCAACAUUCUCAGUAUCUUUGCUUUAGAGUUUCUCAACCCUCCACAUAAGCAUCAAGUCAUCAUUGGUGCUAAAGCUGAAGGCAUAAAACAGAACAAAACAGCUGAUGAACAAAAAAUAAAUGGGACAGCUCCAAGGCAUGGAAUGAUUUUGCCAUUUCAGCCUCUGACCCUUGUAUUUGACCAUAUCAAUUAUUACGUAGACAUGCCUAAAGAGAUGAAGAAGCAUGGAGUAAAUAAGAAGAGGCUUCAGCUUUUACGGGAUGUCAGUGGUGCAUUCAGGCCGGGAGUUCUAACUGCAUUAAUGGGAAUAACUGGUGCAGGAAAAACCACAUUGCUAGAUGUUUUGGCAGGAAGGAAGACUGGUGGAUUCAUUGAAGGCAAUAUAAAAAUAUCUGGAUAUCUGAAAAAGCAAGAGACAUUUGCUAGGAUUUCAGGAUACUGUGAACAGAUGGAUAUCCACUCUCCGUUCGUAACUGUAUAUGAAUCGCUACAAUACUCUGCAUGGCUUCGUCUGCCUUCCUAUGUUGAAGCACAUGAAAGAAAUAUGUUUAUAGAAGAAGUCAUGCACUUGGUUGAGCUAACACCACUGAAGAAUGCAAUGGUGGGUCUUCCGGGAAUUUAUGGUCUGUCAGCUGAACAACGAAAAAGGCUCACAAUAGCAGUAGAGUUAGUUUCUAGUCCAUCCAUCAUAUUCAUGGAUGAACCUACAUCUGGUUUGGAUGCUCGUGCUGCAGCAAUUGUCAUGAGGGCAGUAAGAAAGACAGUGGACACUGGGCGCACCGUUGUUUGCACAAUCCAUCAGCCAAGCAUCGAGAUUUUUGAAUCUUUUGACGAGUUACUACUAAUGAAAAGAGGAGGGCAGCUCAUUUACAAUGGUUCUCUAGGCCCUCUAUCUUGUAAUAUGAUUCAAUAUUUUGAGUCUAUCCCAGGAGUUCCUAAAAUCAAAAAUGGCCAAAACCCAGCAGCAUGGAUGUUAGACAUUACUUCUCCUGCCAUGGAAUAUACUGUUUGCAUCGACUAUGCAGAGAUCUUCCACAACUCUUCUCUAUACAGAGAAAACGUGGAACUAGUUGAUAAGCUGAGUAAACCAACGCCAAACUCACAGGAGCUGAACUUUCCAUCUGGAUAUUGGCAAAGUUUUAAAUCUCAGUGCAUGGCAUGCUUGUGGAAACAGCAUAGAUCAUACUGGAAAAAUCCAGAACACAAUGUUGUUCGUUUUGUAACUACAAUUGCAACUUCACUUCUGUUCGGCAUAGUCUUCUGGCAAAUUGGUUCCAAAAUUACCAACGAACAAGAUAUAUUCAACAUACUAGGAGUCAUGUAUGCAUCAGCACUGUUUCUAGGCUUCGUAAAUGCCAGCAUAGUGCAGCCCGUUGUGGGGAUGGAGAGAACUGUAUUCUAUCGAGAAAGAUCAGCUGGGAUGUACUCUUCCAUGCCCUAUGCUAUUGCUCAGGUGGCCAUUGAAAUUCCGUACGUUAUAUUGCAAGUCGUUAUCUUCUCAUUUAUUGCAUAUCCAAUGAUAGGAUUUCAAUUCACAGCAGUGAAAUUCAUUUGGUUCAUGCUCUUCACGAUGUUAAGCUUUACCUACUUCACACUUUACGGGAUGAUGACAGUCGCACUCACACCAACCCAAGAGAUAGCUGCCAUUCUCUCCUUCCUCAUCUUUGUUUUGUGGAAUGUCUUCUCUGGUUUCAUAGUUUCUAGAAAGAUGAUACCACUUUGGUGGAGAUGGUUUUAUUGGGCUGAUCCUGCAGCAUGGACUGUUUAUGGUCUCAUGUUUUCCCAAUUGGGUGACAGAGUUGAACUUAUCCAUGUCCCAGGGAGCCCAGAUCAGACCAUAAAAGAGUUUCUUGAGGAUUACCUUGGUUUUCAAGAUCAAUAUUUCCCACUCAUAGUAAUCCUUCACAUUGGAGUUAUUGUCUUAUUCUCCUUUGUGUUCGGUUUCAGCAUAAAACAUCUAAAUUUCCAGAAGAGAUGAUAUACAGAAAACAGAUACUAAAAGCAAGGAGGAAGAGCAUACUCAACACAUUUGAGCUCACCAGCAACUUCACCACAAGAGAUUCAGAUCUUCGAUAAUCUUUUUUUCCCCUUUCCCUCUCUUCAUCCAAAGGAUGGAUCAUAGGGAUCUAAAAAUGUUUCAUGCAGUGUAAAAUGAUUAGAGCAUAAUGUCAAAAAUGUAACUUCCCAAUAAGCAGUAGAUAGAAAUAUAAGAUGUAAAUACAGAAUUGUAUCUCCCAACAUGAAAACAAGUUGAAAAGGAAUUGUAUGCAGGCAAA